Sphenostylis stenocarpa is the source of this 1314-nucleotide messenger RNA. Lineage: Eukaryota; Viridiplantae; Streptophyta; Magnoliopsida; Fabales; Fabaceae. The record is from the annotation of a GenBank genome assembly.
AUGGUGUUGGGAUGGAGGAGGAGGAAGGGAAACAGCAAGCAAAGCAAAGGUGGCAAACUCGUGAUGGAGUUGGUGGUUCCCAACCACUUCAGGUGUCCAAUUUCUCUUGACUUGAUGAAGGAUCCCGUGACAUUGUCAACUGGGAUAACCUAUGAUAGGGAGAGUGUGGAGAGGUGGUUUGAAGAAGGGAACAUCACAUGUCCGGUUACUAACCAGGUUGUGAGGAACUUUGACAUGAUUCCAAACCAUUCUCUCAGGAUAAUGAUCCAAGAUUGGUGUGUGGAGAAUAAGCAACAUGGGGUGGAGAGGAUUCCCACACCAAGGAUACCAAUUAGCCCAAUUGAGGUUGCUGAGCUUCUGAUGCAAGUGAAGGACUCAGCAAGGGCUUUGGACCAAUAUGGCUGCCUUGAAUUGGUGCAGAAAAUGAAGAAGUGGGGUGGGGAGAGUGAGAGGAACAAGAGGUGCAUAGUGGACAAUGGAGCACCUGUGGCUUUGGCUUCAUCCUUUGAUGCAUUUGCCAAUGACUCAGUGGAGAGGAAUGUGGUGGUUCUGGAAGAGAUUUUGUCAGCCCUCAAUUGGAUGUUUCCACUUCAAUUGGAGGCACACAAGUCCUUGGGGUCUUUAGCUUCUCUAAGUUGCAUGGUUUGGUUCUUGAAGCAUCAAGAUCUCUCAGGGAAAGAGAAGUCCAUUGUGGCAUUGAAAGAGCUUCUUUCCUUUGGUGAUGUGCAGCAUGUGGAGGCCUUGUCACAAAUUGAAGGGGUCAAUGAGCUCUUGGUGGAGUUCAUCAACAAGAGGGUUAGUCCAACCAUCACAAAGGCCUCAUUGAGGGUGGUUUGGUACUUGGUCUCAUCCUCAUCCAAUUCCAGUCAGAAGAUGAAAUUGGCAUUUGUUGAACUGGGUUUGGUUUCUUCUUUGCUUGAAAUUCUCAUUGACUCGGACAAGAGCCAGUAUGAGAAGGCUUUGGCAAUUUUGGACUCUCUAUGCAGCAGUGAAGAAGGAAGGAACAAAGCUUGUGGGAAUGAUCUAACAAUUCCUCUUUUGGUGAAGAAAAUUCUAAGAGUUUCACCAUUGACCACAGACUAUUCUGUCUCUGCCCUUUGGAAGCUGUGCAAGUUUGGAGAAAAAGAUGAAGGAAGAACCCUUGUCGAGGCCCUUCAAGUUGGAGCCUUUCAGAAACUCCUGUUGGUGUUGCAAGUUGGUUGUGGUGAUGAGACUAAGGAGAAAGCAACUGAACUUCUCAAAAUGAUGAAUCCUUACAGGGCUGAAUUGGAAUGCAUAGACUCAGAUUACAAGAAUGUUAAGAGAUCAUUUUAA